Molecule: messenger RNA, 573 nt
Organism: Penicillium odoratum
Lineage: Eukaryota; Fungi; Ascomycota; Eurotiomycetes; Eurotiales; Aspergillaceae
Product: EF-hand domain-containing protein
Exons: 3
Coding region: 1-573 (190 amino acids)
Cellular component (GO): cytosol; membrane; intracellular membrane-bounded organelle
Molecular function (GO): calcium ion binding
Source: RefSeq, a predicted model, not a curated record
AUGGGUAAAUCACAAUCAAAGCUGUCGCCCACUCAGCUCGAUGAGCUGCAACAAGCAACCCACUUCGAUAAGAAGGAGUUACAGCAAUGGUACAAAGGCUUCCUCAAGGACUGCCCUUCAGGCACAUUGACCAAAGAGGAGUUCCAGAAGAUUUACCGACAAUUCUUCCCAUUCGGUGAUCCGUCAUCCUUCGCAAAUUAUGUCUUCCGGGUGUUUGAUUCGGACAACAGCGGAAUGAUCGAUUUCAAAGAGUUCAUUUGCGCGCUCUCGGUCACCUCCCGCGGAAAGAUGGAGGACAAGCUUGAUUGGGCUUUCCAACUAUACGAUAUUGAUGGUGAUGGCAAGAUCACAUACGACGAGAUGCUAGCCAUUGUUGAGGCGAUCUAUAAGAUGGUCGGCUCCAUGGUGAAAUUACCCGAGGAUGAAGAUACACCGGAGAAGCGUGUGCGGAAGAUCUUCCGCAUGAUGGACAAAGACGAGAAUGGCAGCUUGGAUCUUUUGGAAUUCAAGGAAGGAAGUCGUCUUGAUCCCAGCAUAAGUAGUGCUUUGAGCCUCUAUGAUGGUCUUGUUUAA